This is a messenger RNA of Rotaria socialis, 489 nucleotides long. The record is from the annotation of a GenBank genome assembly. Lineage: Eukaryota; Metazoa; Rotifera; Eurotatoria; Philodinida; Philodinidae.
AUGUUUGAAUUUAUCACCGGUGGUAUAACGAAUGGAUUUAUCAUUGCUACGUUUAGUGCAGCUCUUCUUGCUCGUAUUAUACGAAAAAAACUUCGUUUAAAUCAGGAAGUCAAUUGGCGUAAACAGCGUAAAAUGACUAUUCAACUUAUAUCAAUUACAUUAUUAUUUUACAUUUUCUAUUUGCCGUCUGUUAUCGCUAGUAUCCUGGGAAGCUUUGGUAUUUUAGGUGUGCACGCCGAAACUUUGGCGGCUUAUGGAUCUUUUUUCUCGUAUUACAUCAAUUUUCUCCUGGCUGCUGUUUGUGCUGGAACAUUACCUCAUCUAAAAAUUAAAAUUAAAAAUACAAUACGCUUUUGGACACUUCAUAGACUUACUACACCAACUGUACCAAUGAUAAAUAGUAUUGAACACAAUCAGACUGGUCGAAAUUGUCACUCUAUGAGAAUCGACAAUUUAUCAAGACAGCCUGCUCGACGGUUUAACAAAUGA